Molecule: messenger RNA, 1160 nt
Organism: Amyelois transitella
Lineage: Eukaryota; Metazoa; Arthropoda; Insecta; Lepidoptera; Pyralidae
Gene: U2A
Product: U2 small nuclear ribonucleoprotein A'
Exons: 6
Coding region: 133-909 (258 amino acids)
Biological process (GO): mRNA splicing, via spliceosome
Cellular component (GO): U2 snRNP
Molecular function (GO): protein binding; U2 snRNA binding
Source: RefSeq, a predicted model, not a curated record
CCAUAUCAGCGUCAAUCAAGCCAACGUCAAAAAUAUCUGCAGUGCAAACAAAACACGGCAUCCAAUUUACUUCUAUUUCCCUUUGUGAAUUUUGUAUUAAAAUCAAAUAAAAUAUAGAAUACUAUAGCAAACAUGGUCAAGCUGACAAAUGAAUUGAUACAAAACUCUAUGCAGUACAUGAAUCCCUGCAGAGAUCGCGAGUUAGAUCUUAGAGGAUACAAAAUACCACAAAUUGAAAACUUGGGAGCGACGUUGGACCAAUUUGAUACUAUAGAUUUUUCAGACAACGAUAUCAGAAAACUCGAUGGUUUUCCCUUAUUAAAGAGGCUCAAAUGUUUAUUGCUUAACAAUAAUAGAAUUGUACGAAUUGGUGAAAAUUUGGAACAAUAUAUACCAAACUUGGAAACCCUUGUGCUAGCAAAUAACAACAUCACUGAGCUUGGUGAUCUGGAUCCUCUGGCAACACUACCAAAGUUACGGACAUUGUCGCUGAUGCACAAUCCAGUUGCCAACAAACAACAUUACAGAGCAUACAUUGCCUUCAAGCUGCCUGGACUAAGGCUAUUAGACUUCAGAAAGAUUAAACAGAAGGAAAGAGAAGAGGCAAACACUCUUUUCAAAAGCAAAAAGGGAAAAGAAAUGCAGAAGGAAAUAUCAAGGAAAGCCAAAACUUUUGUACCUGGAGGAAGUAUGCCUGAUCCAAAAGUUACUAAUCUCACUCCACAGGAGAUCCACAAAAUCAGAGAUGCCAUUAAAAACGCGUCGUCUUUGCAAGAGGUGGAACGGUUAACCCGUAUGCUGCAGUCUGGCCAGAUUCCUGGACAAAAGCCGUUACAGCCGCAGACUCAAGGAAAUGGUCAACAAGAGGAUGAUGAGGAAAUGGAGACGGACCAACUAAACGGCCAAUGAAGUAAGAUUUGUCAAGCAGUGAAGAAUAGAUACUAUGGUUUUUCUUUAAUUUUUCUAGUACAUAAGUGUCAAAUAUGUUAAGCUGAUGAGAAUAGAUAACUACAUUUGGUACUGGUAGAACAGAUACUACAUAGGGAACUGAAGUUUAUUAAGAACUCAGAAAAGAACAGAACAUAUACCUACCAAUGUAGCAAGUUGAAACUUUUAUUUAAUUAGUGAAGCGGUUUAAAUAAAAUAUCAUCUUACAUUUA